Messenger RNA from Cladocopium goreaui, 3576 nucleotides. The record is from the annotation of a GenBank genome assembly. Lineage: Eukaryota; Dinophyceae; Suessiales; Symbiodiniaceae.
GCCUGUGCGGUUGCCGGGAGGCCCGCCAUCCUCGAGCGCAUCACCCAAUGGGAAGGUGUGGUCAACACCCUGAAGGCAGCCAUUGCGGUUGCGACCUGGGACGACCCACAGGUGCUCUUGCGAGAGAUGGAAGGAUGCCGCCUACCCCUGGCGAAUAUCGUCGAGCCGAUGCUGGGUGGUGGCAAUGCUGAAGGGGCAUACGACACGCUCGCGGAGGUCUACAAGAACACGCCCGAUGGGUUUUUGGUAUUGUGCCCCUACCCGCCGGGAGGCGAGGUCGACCUGCUGAUCGUAUCAGACUCAUCACUUGCUCUGGUACCUGACCCCAACGCAGGGAAGGCUUCGUGUUUUUCCGGAGGCGAUCUUUUGAAGCCCUGGGGAGACAUCCGUGGCAUAUAUACCAAAAUGUUGUGGGGCAAAGGUUUGAACAAUAUGGUCCAGUAUAUCCCCGAGGCCAUCGAUGACAUCGAGUCCACCAAUCGUGCACAUGGUCGCCCGGUUUUGCCGGUGUUGGUCAUCGCCGUCGCUGAUUGCCACCUUGCCUACCUCAAGCUCAUCAGCGUCGACGAUCACUUGAGAACACUCCCAAGAAUCGACGAUCUCCAGGAGCAGAAGAACUACCCGAACCUCACCAUCCUCAAGGCCGCGUACCAGCUUGAAAUCGAUUCGAAUGUAUCCUCCCCAAAAGAUCUUCCUCAGCGACCCGAUCCUGAGAAGCUCAUGUUGGAUGCAGAUGUCGAGAUUUUCAACUGGGUGCUUCAAGCUGAGGAGAGCGCCACAGCCUCUGCCGACCGGGAGGUCGAGUCCUGGAUGCGAGACAUUCCUGAAGAGGACCAGGCAUUGGAACCCAUGCGCAAUGACAACGCUGAUUCGGACGAUGAGGCUGUCAAAGUUCAGGCCCUCACUAUGGAUGAUCGAAUUUUGGCGAGGCGAAAAGGCCUUUCAGAGGAGCACGGCCAAGAAUGGCAAGAUGCCACCUAUGCGGCCGAGGAUGAAGACGAGGACUUCAAAGGGUGGGACCUCAUCGAGGAUGACAAACGCCCGCCGGGAGUCGUGGCCAGUGACCCAGUACAUGAAGAGGAAAAGGAGCUGGACCUUGACGACCUCGAGACGGUGGCUUCGGUGGAGAUUGUCGAUGAAGAGGAGUUCCACGACGCUGAGGAGGGGCAGGCCGAGCCGAUCGAUGAUGAUGACGAUGAUGACAUGGCCGUGAUCGACAAGGUCUCUUCUAUGCAGGCCUCGAAGUCUGAUGCACGGGGGGACCCGGAGCCCAUGGAUGUUGAUGAUCAGGGCAACAAGAUGGUCCAGAGUACGGCAUCAGCGAAGACCUGGAAGACGGAGAUGGCCCAGAGCUCGUCAUCGGCAAAGACGUGGAAGACUGAGAUGGCUCAGAGCACCUCAUCUGCAAAGACAUGGCGAACGGACACAACUGCAGCUGCGUCGGCGGGAGCCACGCCUCCUGACCCGACUUCCAAGCUCAAGCCCAAGAAGAAGGCCAUGCCAAAGAGAUUGAAGGUUGUGGAUGAGGGACAUGUGCCAAGUGCUGAGCAGUUUGACACGUCGAAAUUUGCCUCAGCACAGGAUCUGGUUUGGAUUGAGCCGGACAACAUGGCAGGAGUCCCUGUGCGCAAGGUGGACUACGGAAGGCUUGGAUCAAUUUCCCAUGCUAUGUCCGACUACCUCCGUGGCCAUCGAAUGUUUCACAGGAGGCCAUCACCUGAGAUUCGGAGGACUGAUUUGUCAAUGGACUUCAAGGCAUUGGUGAGGCAUCUCCAAGGAGAUUUUGCGCACCUUCGAGAAGAAGAAGUUUUGAUGGUUGUGCGCAACUCUCCGAUGCGUCGCUUCAGAGUCCAGGUGAACGGCUUGUCGUCCGGAAAGCUCAGGUGGACGCCAGUGAGGAUCAGGGCCAUUCAGGGUCAUCGGGCCUUUCUCGUGGAGCAAGGGGGGAUGUCAAGCAUGAUCAAAACGAUGUUCACUUUUGAUGAGAACUUCGACCAGACCAAGAUUGACGACCCAUCGGUCCACCCCGCUUUCUCCGCGAUGCCGGAAGGCUCGCCUGCUUACCAGGAAGUCCUCAAGGAGGCCAAGGCCGAGUUUGAUCCGACGGAUGUUCUCAUGAGCCGCAUGGAGAUGUUGAUGGAAAAUGCCCAGUUGAACUUUGAAGGCAUCAAAGAGCGCAUUGAGUUUGGCAAGCUCCUCCCCUUUUCCAGGCGUGAAGACAUUGAGGUCGAAAAGAGCACUGCCACCCGGGAGGGUGAGCCGGCAUCAGGUUCUCAGCUGGUGUCCGGCUACACCGUUGGAAAGAUGGCCGCCAUGACAAGUACGGAUGCAUGUGGCUUCCAACGUCGUGGACGGAAUGGACCCGGUGGUGGAAAUUGGAGCCGAGGGCAAGGUCGACACGGAUUUGAGUUGCAAUUCAAGGACAUCUCCUACAACCAGAUCCAAGACACGCCUCAGGUGCGCUGUAGCCAUCCGAUCUGCGGAUAUCUGAUGAUGGAUGGGCAUUUGAAAUGCCCGCGCUGCUUCCGGCAGAUGGAACCCGUGACCGAUGCCAACAUCGCCACGGAAGUUGCCCGCCGGGAGGCGAUGGCCCGUACCAGAGGAGUGCCAUUCUCCAUGGACAAGGUGAUCUUCAACCACCCACGAAGAGGCAGAGUAGCCAGGCAGCCGGAGAAGGGAUCAUCAUCUUCUUCGACAGCCGUCCGGACCAGAAGCACCUAUGGCAACUUGAGAGACAUGGCCAAAAACUACGUCAGAUCUUUCAAGAAAAGGGGCUUCAAGGACCUUGUUGACCGACUCGUCCGCGACCCGUUCUUUCAGUUCAAUGCGGCGAAUCAAAACUUGGUGCCGGAGGCCUUGCUCUUCAUUGAGCGUUUGGCUGGCUGCGUGAGCCCGACCAUUGAGCGCACCAAAGCUCAGGUUCUUGGCGAAAAGCUUGAGAUGGCCACCAAGUUGAUCUUUGUGCCAUCGUCGGAGCGGGAGCCCGACCAACCCUUGGAUCUUCACACCGAGGUGUUUGUGUCGCAUCGGGGCGUCUUUCUCGACAUUGGCCAAUUCGCAGUCUAUGUGGCGAAGUUCAUCAAGCCAAGGCAAAGGCCUCUACCCAUUGUUUAUGGAUGGGGCAAUCGUGACUUUGUGCCUGAUGCUUCAGAUGCCAAGGAGAUCGCGAAGGAAUUGGUGGAGUUCAGCAAGCUGCAAUGGUCGAACUUUGCCUCCCAACAGACGCACAAGGAGUCUGAAACCAUCGGCGACGACCGGGAGGUCAGUCUUCCUCAUGCAAGUGCAGCCAUCAGCCGACCUGAACAUGAACGACCCCAUCACGAGCAAUUUGAGCCAAAUCUUGGCAAGCCUGCUCGCGGCGGUCCUUACGGCCAAGGCGGUGGUGGAAAAGGACAUCACAAAGGUGGAGGACAGACCAAAGGAAAGGGGCAGCAGAAGGGGAAGGGCAAGCAAGGCAGAAGCCCACCGGGAGGUGUGGCCUACGGUGACUUUGAAGGAGAUUCCUACUGGGUUCAGGGCUACCGCUACACGUGGUACUGGAAUCAACAGCGAGGCUGGUACUGGCGCUGGACCUGA